ACCUUCAGUCUAUUACAUGCAAAGCUCAAGAAAACAAAAUGCAAGCAUAUAUCAGCCUUUUGGUGCUGUUGGGAAUAAUCUAUUCAACAAUCGCGGCGUCGACUUCGUUUCAGACUAUAAAUGUGUUUGGAGAAGGAGGGGCUGGAGGAGGAGCCCCUUUAGUUCAUCAUGCUGGAAAUAAUGAAGAUUGGAGCGAUAGUGUUCACGAUUCCGACACCGAUAAAAUUUUGAGAGAGCUCGGAAAACUGGAUAAUAAUCGUGAUAACAGCAACAAUUUUGGCAACUCAGACGCAUCGGACUUUGGAUUCGAUACGGACAAGCUCGGAGGGGAUUCAGAAGAAAGGAGAAGAGGAUUCCAAUUCAUACAGUUUGGAUAAUAGACCUUUAUAAAGUAACUCUAAGGAAGCUGUAAAUAUUGAAAACAAAUAAAUUGGCUUCUUGACAUCAACAA
Molecule: messenger RNA, 451 nt
Organism: Drosophila bipectinata
Lineage: Eukaryota; Metazoa; Arthropoda; Insecta; Diptera; Drosophilidae
Source: RefSeq, a predicted model, not a curated record